AGGAAAUAUGCGGGGCUGCACGCACCUCCAGGGAGUGAGGGCCUGUGGCUGGCGGAGGCCACCUCCGUGUUUAGAGCCUGGCCUAUGACGUGACAGACCGUUUCAUUAGGGACUUCCUGUUAGCUGCCGAGGUCGGGUCAGGACUCUCUCGUGGCCGGAUUGAAUUUGUUCCUGUGUUUGUGCGGAGAGAGGACGGAGGCCAAGAAGCCUUCUGGAAACCGAGAACCUUCCCUGAAGCCCGGACGAGAAGACCUACCUGCCGGAGGUGAGGAGGAACAUGCGCAGAUGGAAGGCAGCUGGCGAGCUUUCCUGGCCGCGCUGGUCGUCGUGGCUGGCCUCCCAGCUUCUGGAUCCAGCUACCAAAUCAUAGAAGGGCCCAGGAAUGCCACGGUGCUGGUGGGCGGGGAGGCCCACUUCAACUGCACCGUCUCGCAGGGCUGGCGACUCAUCAUGUGGGCCCUGGAGGGCACCGUGGUCCUGAGCGUCACUCCCAAGGAGCCCAUCAUCACCAGCGACCGCUUCACCUCCGCGAGCUAUGAGGAGGGCGGUAACUUCAUCUCGGAAAUGAUAAUCCACGAUGUGAGAUUCAGCGAUGCCGGACGCGUCAAGUGCAGCCUCCAGAACAGUGGAAUUGAGGGAUCCGCUUUCCUUUCCGUCCAAGUUGUGGGGACGUUGCUUACCCCCAGUGACAGUCUUGUAGUCAUUGAGGAUGAACCUUGUAAUGUGACUUGCCGAGCGGUGGGCUGGACCCCGCUCCCCGAUCUUUGCUGGGAGAUUGGCGCUCCAGUGAGUCAUUCGAGCUAUUACUCCGUCCCGGAGCCGGACGACCUUCAAAGUGCGCUGAGUGUCCUGGCUCUGACGCCGCAGGGCAAUGGGACUUUGACUUGUGUGGCUAAAAUGAAGGGGCUGCAAGUCCGCGAUUCUCUCACAAUAAAUCUUACUGUGGUUCCUCCUCCGAUGGGCAGUGUCGAUGAAGCAGGGACCGCGCUGCCUACCUGGGCCAUAGCCCUGCUCGCAGUAUCGCUUUCCCUGCUUUUCAUCCUGAUAAUUGUUCUGAUUAUAAUAUUAUGCUGCUGUUGUGUCUCCAGGAAGGAAGAAAAAGAAUCCAGUUACCAAAGUGAAAUAAGGAAAUCUGCAAAUGUGAGGACAACCAAUGAAACUCUUGAGCCAAAAUUGAAAAGCGGAAAUGAAAACUAUGGAUACAGUUUGGAUGAGCAGAGGACCGCACAGGCCGCCUCUCUCCCUCCAAAGCCCCGCGACGUCAGUGUUCCUGAACAGCAGAGCGGUGGGCAAGCUCAGCAGGAACCCAGUCACCAUCAGCCGGGCCCCACAAGCCGCCCGCAGGUGACCUUGUGCAUGGCUGGUCCUAAACAGGUCAGGAACGUGACGUUAGUAUAAUAAAGAUGUCGCGUGUGGCCAAUGACUUGCAUCGUGACGAGGUCAGCGCUGCUCUCUGCUGUCCCAAGGCCCCAGCUCUGCCUGCAUUACAAGUGACGUUGGUAUCAUCGAAGAGGCUAUUUCACAGCAAGAGAAGGACUUGCUUUCUCAACUUCCAAAGCAGAAUUCGACUUGUAAUGUGUUUCAAGAUGUCAGUCAAUUCCAUCGAGUUACUAAGUACAAGCUGCAACUUCGUCAUGCUAAUGUGUCUCAUCGCUGCACACUCCUGUCUGCUGAUCUAAUAAAUGGUGGAUAAGUCUCUGUCCUACUGUGACUUUAAAAAUGUUUUUAUUAUCUUGCAUCCUAUGAAGAUUAUAUUUAUGUAUGUUUCAUAUGUGGGCAUUAUUGCAUAUUAUCAGUGAAAAAAGAAGACAAAAAUUAAGAUGUCAGACAUCUAAAGUUGCCUGGAAAAUCAGAACUCAUAGGCUAAAAAUAAGAUUCAAUUCUAUUGCUGAUGCACACCUGGCGAAAUAGCUCAUCGUUGGGUAUUUACAAGAAGACAUUCAUUUCUAUGGCCCCUCAUCAGGCUGCUCUCGUGUUCCCAGGUGACUUGCAUGUGGAUUAUUCUCUGUAGAGGGUGUAGCUCACAUACCACAAAUGCCAGGAUGAAACUGGAAAUGAGUAAUCUGUUCUUUAAUAAAUAA
Pteronotus mesoamericanus is the source of this 2081-nucleotide messenger RNA. RefSeq names its product immunoglobulin superfamily member 5 (gene IGSF5). The record is from RefSeq and is a predicted model, not a curated record. Gene Ontology annotation, biological process: cell-cell adhesion. Gene Ontology annotation, cellular component: bicellular tight junction; cell surface. Bases 286 to 1398 code for a protein of 370 amino acids. Lineage: Eukaryota; Metazoa; Chordata; Mammalia; Chiroptera; Mormoopidae. The transcript is spliced from 9 exons.